Messenger RNA from Durusdinium trenchii, 2448 nucleotides. NCBI's taxonomy places the organism in Eukaryota, Dinophyceae, Suessiales, Symbiodiniaceae. The record is from the annotation of a GenBank genome assembly.
AUGGAGUCUGGGAAGGGGAGGCCCGAGUCCUUGAGUGUGCGAGAGCAGGCGACACAAGCGGGGCCCGGCUUCGUGCAAGGUGCUUGCAAGAGCGAAAUGUGCCGCGAGAUUGGCGUCCAAGCCUUCCCGAAGGUCUGCACUGAGAGUGCCUGCCAAGUGGAUCCCGUCGUGGCCGGACGCACGGACACCGCUUGUGGUCCUGAGUGGCCCAGCCUUUCCAGCUGCGGCGUGCAGUGUAAGGUGAAGAGCUGCGACUCCUCGAGCCAAUGCGAAGUGAAAUCCGUUCAGAGCUCCUGUCAGGCGCAAUUCCCCUCUCGGCAGCAGACGGGCGACGCAAAAGCCGACCUGGAGAUGGAUGUGUAUUCAGGGGUUCCAGGCUGGAGGGAAGUGCUUCUGCAAGCCGGUUUCGUAGACCUCCUCCGCUUUCUGCUGGUCUUCUUUGGGAACGGCUUGGCCUUGGCGGGCAUCCUCUUGGCGGAGCUGCCCUCACAGGAGCUGUGGCCCAUGCUUGCCAGCCUCAUUGCAAUCUUGCCCUUCAAUGCGCUGGAGUUGCUUUUCUUCGAGAUGUUCCCCCCCAGCCGGCGGAGCGCGAACAAGCUGCGGAUUUGGCGUCGCCGACACCCCAACAUGAACAUGGUGGUCCAGGCUGCGGUGGUGGGCUUGACACCGGACGCCUUGCAGCUCUACCGUGCACCCAUGCAGCCGGGCGGACGCCGCUUCACUGGUGUGGUGGGCCCCGCUCCGGAGUCGGGGGCGCCCACGGGCGCUGUGCGGAAGGUGCCGGGCACGGCGGAGCUGUGUGCUGUGCAGUGCCCGAUGUGUCGGCAACUGUCGCCGAUUCCUCGCAUGGGCGACUUGUGGCGAAGCACUCGCUUCCUUCUCUACUGUCAUUUGCCCCAGCUGGUUCUGGCCUCCUGGCUGCUGGGCCGUCGCCUUGCGGCUCUGGGUUCAGACCUGGACUAUGGCAGAGCCGCUAUACAUGGUGGUGCUGUAGCAGCCCAUGCCAUUCUGGUGUUUUGGAUCUUUGGCUAUUGGAUCCUCUACAGAUGUCGCCGUCGCGCCCAGCAGCUCAAAGUGGCUGACCUUUCAGCAGAGUUAGAUGUGGACACAGUGAAGCUGAGAUGGGAGGGCAUUCAAGAGGUGCUUUGUGAAGCCUGGUUCGUGGUUUUUCACAGCUUCGAUCGGAAGAACAUCCUCCGUAUUGAGAUGCUGCCUUCGGAGCCCCUGAACCAGCUACCUUCCGAUCCUGCUUUAGAGUUACACGGCAUUCCUUCGGGCCACUUCUGGAUCUCCGUGCUCUCCUGGCACCGCUCGGGCGGGCUAUCGAUGCCUUUGGCCAUGGGCCACUGUGAAAUCCCUGGGAACGAGGAGGAGGAGGAACUCAAAGGUCCGCGGAAGUCUUGCGUGGACGCGCAGACUGAGGCGUACCCUAAGGUGCACGACGUGGGGACGGAUCCGUUGCAUGUGCUCCGGCCGACGGCCGACGCCGAGUGCCAGAACGUGGCAAUCUCCGUGGACGCGGUCACUCAGUUCCCCCCAUGCCCGGUGGAGCUGGUGGACGCGGCGACCGCGCCCGCAGAGCGCACCAGCAGCGAACAUCGCCGCAGCGCCAGCGGCUCGGCCGUGGGCUGCUUUGACCUGCCGGUGCCGCUGCGCCCGGAGGACCAAGCAAGUUCGUCAACCCCUGAGGGCGCCAAAGGGCUGUGGUUGAGCUGGGCGCCCGUGGGCCUCCAGGAGCUGGCACCACGAUUGGUGGCCCAAGCGCGGCUCGUGGGGGGUGAAGACCUGGUCUUCGCAGCGAUGGGUGUGAACCGCGCCAACUUUCAGCUGGAGGCGGGCCGCUACGAGCUGCUUCUGAGCUGUGAGCUGGGGCACUGCCAAGCGGAGGUGCUUCGCUGUCCACACCCACGCUGUCAGCAACGCUUCUGGGCGAACGACCUCCAGGCGCACCUGAGCCGCUGUGCUUGGCAGCCGCGCAUGUGCUCGCGCGCGGCGGAUGGCUGCGAUUGGCAGGGCACCAGUGACGAAUUGGAGGAACAUGAGCUGGAGUGUCUGGCCUUGGAGCUCCACUGCCGGCAUCAACACUUUGGGUGUCGAUGGGUGGGCCCCGCGACGGCGGAGUCCCAGCAUCUCAAGGUCUGUGAGGUUCACCAACUCACGACGCUCAUCGAAGAGCUGGACGCCUUGCUCAAUGAGGCGUGUCCUGACUUCCGCCACCCUGAGAUGCUGAAGCAUCUCGCGCGCCUGGCGGAGUACCGACGCUUCGUACGACCGGGCACUUGGAAGGAGUGGAAGAGCGCUGGCAGCUGCUGCAACUGCAUGAAGGUCAUGGACCGGAAGGAGAAAGGCUUGCAGUGCGAGGCUGCCAACUCACACCUUUGUUGGACUUGCAUGCCCAACCACAUCGACUGGAAAAGCCUGAGGGAAGCAAGACCAGGCUCCAAGUGA